AGGAUGCCCGUGAACUUAGUAUACCUUUAUUCUUUUUGAAGAAAAAUCCACCUUGUGUAAUCCCCCCCCCCACCUGUAAGGAGAUGGUGACCUUCCGGGACGUGGCGGUGGCCUUCUGCCCCACGGAGUGGGAGAUGCUGCAGGACUGGCAGAGGCAGCUGCACUGGGAGGUGAUGGCGGAGAAUUACCGGAUGCUGAUCUCCUUGGGAAAUGAUCUCUACCUUCUUUCUUCAAACGGAACGUUCUGGAACAUGUCGGAUGGCAAAAGCACCCCUGAGGAGCCCCAGAAAGGCCCAGCAAAGGGAUCGGCCGGGACCCCCCUCCUGCAGAGCCCUGAGCAGGAAACAGGCCACAAGGAGGGCUCCGUCUCAGAAGAGCCCCCUUUGUGCAGGGAAGCGGACCAAGCAGGGGGCCAGUAUCCAUGUCCCCUCUGUGAGCAGCGCUUCAAGGGGAAGAAGGACCUUGAAAGACACCAGAGGAGCGUCCACCUGGGGAUUAAAAAAACCCAGGUGUGUGCAGAGUGUGGGAAAGCAUUCAGGAAAAAGUUUGAUCUCCAGAUCCAUCAGAGAGUCCACACAGGAGAAAAACCCUUUCCCUGUGAGGCAUGUGGGAAAUCUUUUCGGCAAAACAGCAAGCUUAUUGCCCACCAAAGAAUCCACACCGGGGCGAACACCUGUGUGUGCCAGGAAUGUGGGAAAAGCUUCAGCAGCAAAUAUUAUCUCAGGAACCAUCAGAGAAUCCAUGCAGGAGAAAAGCCAUUUCAUUGCCAGGUGUGUGGGAAAAGCUUCCGGACCAAGGACCAAUAUAGUCUGCAUGAGAGAACCCACACAGGGGUGAAACCUUACCUUUGCAGUGAGUGCGGGAGAAGCUUUGUGCAAAAAGGCAGCCUUGUAAGUCAUCAGAGAACCCACACGAGAGAGAACGCCUUCUGUUGCGAAGAAUGUGGGAAGACGUUUCGGGACAGGAAAUCUUUCAGCUACCACCGGAAAAUCCACAGGGGCGAGAAGCCCUUUCCGUGCCAACACUGUGGGAAGACAUUUCGGGACGGGGUCACUCUGGCAGCUCAUCAGAACAUCCACACGGGAGAGAAACCUUUUAUAUGCUCAUUGUGUGGGAAGAGCUUUAGGGACAAGAUGCAGUUGAAAUGCCACCAGAGAAUCCACACAGGGGAGAAACCCUUUGCUUGCCAGGAGUGCGGGAAAAUGUUCCGAGACAAACAAAGCCUAAAAUACCAUGUGAGUGUCCAUGCGGGAGAGAAGCCCUUCCCCUGCCUGGAGUGUGCGAAGGCCUUCAGAUGCAAGAGUCACCUGACGGUCCAUCAGAGAAUCCACACCGGAGAAAAGCCGUUUAUGUGCUGGUUCUGUGGGAGAAGCUUCCAGGAACGGAUGCAUCUCAGAGCACAUCAGAAAAUGCACCUGGAAGAGAAGUCCCACCUGUAAAAUUAUCUGGUGUUUUUCCAGCCUUCCUCAGCAGCACAAAGCUGUAUUUCCGAAGUAGAGGUUGGAAUGAAUGGACGGCGGCGGGGGGCGGGUACGGAAUUUCCCCUUGAGUAGGUCCAAAGCUCUGUGGGUUCCAUUUUAGUGCUCCAUGAACUAAAGUGAGUGCCGAUUUCUUUCAAGGGUUGCAGAAUUCGCCGUUGUGAUUUCUGCAACAACCCCACCUUUAAAAGAUGUGUAGGUUUAUUUUUAUUGGGUGAUGGAGCGUUGUUGGUGGUGGGGAUUUAAUAUCUAACUUUCUGGUCUUUCAUUGGGCACUGCCUUGUGAGAAGCAGCAUAUACCUUUGAAAAAGAAGCAAAAUUGCCAUCAGCUGCAAUAAUAGCUUCUACACAUUCAGCCCAGUGAAUGUGUUUAAAGGUAAAGCGUGCCGUCAAGCUGAUUUCGACUCCUGGCGCCCACAGAGCCCCGUGGUUGUCUUUUGGUAGCGGCCCACACCACAUCUGGUGGCAGUGAAUUCCAGGAGCAGCUCGUCCUAAGGAGCGGGUGGGGGGGGGCAAACGAGGUGCAGCUGCCUCUUGUUCCCGGCGGCUCUGGUCGCUCCCCUCUUCCCCAUUCCGCCCUGCCCUGGCAGCAAGGAGAGCCGUGCUGCCUGCAGGCUGGCCAUCCCUCAGGUAGAGCUGUGCAGGCAGCGCAGCAGUCUUGGGCGGGGUGGGAGAGGGAGCAACUGAAGCUCCAGGGAGCCAGAGGCAGCUGCGCUGAGUUUGGCCCCCCUCUGACUCCAUAGGAUGAGCUGCUACUGGUGAAUGCCGUAUCUCGUGUGUUUUGUUUUAUGUCUUGUUAUUGGGUAAGUCUACAUCCACCCUGUUGCUGUUCUCAGUGCAGCUUGCAACCUACUUUCCAAGUACCAACGUUUCAGUCCCCCCAAGGGCUCAUAAUCUAUGUGAUUAUAUGGCUUGGAGGUUUAAAAAACAUUGUAUUUUUUAUUUAUUUUUAAAAAAUAAAUCCA
Hemicordylus capensis (graceful crag lizard) is the source of this 2443-nucleotide messenger RNA. RefSeq names its product zinc finger protein OZF-like. NCBI's taxonomy places the organism in Eukaryota, Metazoa, Chordata, Lepidosauria, Squamata, Cordylidae. The record is from RefSeq and is a predicted model, not a curated record. The transcript is spliced from 3 exons. Gene Ontology annotation, biological process: regulation of transcription by RNA polymerase II. Gene Ontology annotation, molecular function: DNA-binding transcription factor activity, RNA polymerase II-specific; RNA polymerase II cis-regulatory region sequence-specific DNA binding. The coding region runs from base 84 to 1439 and encodes 451 amino acids.